Messenger RNA from Saccoglossus kowalevskii, 825 nucleotides. RefSeq names its product acid-sensing ion channel 2-like. Gene Ontology annotation, molecular function: ligand-gated sodium channel activity. The record is from RefSeq and is a predicted model, not a curated record. Gene Ontology annotation, cellular component: plasma membrane. Gene Ontology annotation, biological process: sodium ion transmembrane transport. NCBI's taxonomy places the organism in Eukaryota, Metazoa, Hemichordata, Enteropneusta, Harrimaniidae.
AUGCCGCAGCUAACCCUGAGGAACUUCGCACUGGAAACAGCGGACGUACAUGGUGUAAAACACCUGGCGAACAGCCGAAGUGGUGUUCUCCGUCGACUAGUUUGGUUAGUGGCUUUCUUGGGGAGUGUGGCCCUGUUACUUUACCAGUGUAUAUCUAGUAUUAUCUAUUUCGUGAACUACCACCACGUCACCAAGGUGGAAGUAAAUUACACAACGCAAAUGGAAUUCCCAGCAGUAACAUUUUGCAAUCUUAAUAAAUAUCGUGAAUCGGCGAUCACCGUUGAAGACAUUGUUAACAUCGGGGAACACAUCGGCAUUGUUGACGAUCAACACGAAAUCAUCGACCCACAUCUGUAUACUGACAAAUUCUUGGCAAAAAUGUCGGCUGUAAACUGGACGCACUACACAAAGGACUACGAUUAUAACAUGACUGAUUUUACAUUCAGAACGGGGCACCAAGCAAGCGAUUUCAUUCUACAGUGUGAAUACAGUGGAGAAAAUUGUUCUUAUGAAGAUUUCAGUCACGUGUUCUCACAUCAUGGUAAUUGCUUUACAUUCAACAAACAUGAUGAAAACAACGCUGUUCUCCUGUCGAAAAGAGCUGGCACAGGUAAUGGCCUGCGCCUCAUACUCGGUAUCGAAACCGAAGAGUAUACCCCCUCCAACGAUUUGGAUGGCGACGCUAUGGACGCCGGCAUCAAACUCCUCGUCCACGGAGUAAAAGAACCACCAUACGUGAAGGAGCUGGGAUUUGUCGCAUCUCCUGGUUUCCAUACAUACGUAUCUCUUAGAAAGGCACUGGAAACUUCAACAUCACCAAGUUGA